Molecule: messenger RNA, 5318 nt
Organism: Saccoglossus kowalevskii
Lineage: Eukaryota; Metazoa; Hemichordata; Enteropneusta; Harrimaniidae
Product: thyroid hormone receptor
Biological process (GO): negative regulation of transcription by RNA polymerase II; cell differentiation; retinoic acid receptor signaling pathway
Molecular function (GO): RNA polymerase II cis-regulatory region sequence-specific DNA binding; nuclear receptor activity; zinc ion binding
Source: RefSeq, marked provisional
GGGAGAACAGCUUUGAUUGCCAAAUAGCUUCAAUCCAUUUACAGCGACCUAACACCUACCAGCUCAAGAGAAAUAUCACAAAUGAUGGCUAGCGUCUUCAAAUUUGGGCGAAAAGGAACUCCAUAUAUUCCCAGUUACAUGGAUCUGAGUAAUGGACCUGAGCCAUGUGUUGUAUGUGGAGAUUCAGCUACUGGUUACCAUUAUAGAUGUAUGACUUGUGAAGGCUGCAAGGGUUUUUUUAGAAGGACAAUUCAGAAGAAUUUAAGUUAUUAUUGUAAAUGGAAUGAAGAAUGUAUUAUUGAUAAAACAACAAGGAAUCAAUGCCAACAAUGUCGUUACAAGAAAUGUCUAGCUGUCGGCAUGGCUCCUGAUUUGGUGCUAAAUGAGAAUCAAAGGAAAGCCAAGCGUAAGCUAAUAGCGGAAAACCGUGAUAGGCGGCGACGAGAAGACAUAUUACGCACAAGUGGAAUAUUGUUAAGUAGUCAGCUAAGUGAAUCAGAUGAAGAACUAAUACACCAUGUUGUCAUGGCAAACAGAGAAACGUGUAAAAUGUUCAAUAAGCGGCGUGAAUCGGUGGAGUCAAAUGAAUAUGAACCUGAAGCCAAAAAACUUAAAGUAGAGUUUCCUGACAAGCUAUCAUGGCAGAACUUGGCAGAAGUUAUGACCCCGUCAAUUAUAAAAGUGGUAGAAUUUGCAAAAAGAGUUCCAGGAUUUACAACACUUGAGUACAACGACCAAGUAUUACUUUUAAAAACUUGCUGCAUGGAAAUAAUGUGUUUAAGAAUAGCACAGAAGUAUGACGCUGAUACGAAAACAUUAUUACUCUCAAAUGGUUUGAAAGUACAGAAAGGGCACCUACAUGAUGGAGGACUAGGAGAACUUAUAGAACCUAUAUUUGAUUUUGCUACCAGCUUAGCCAGAUUGCAACUUAAUGAAACUGAAAUGUCGUUGCUAGCAUCCGUCCUUCUCGUUGCAGCAGAUCGUCCCGGAUUAAAUAAUUCCAGAGCAGUUGAACAGUUGCAAGAUACUAUACUUAAUGCAUUCCAACAUUACAUCGCUGAGACUAGACCCAAAACGCCGGUACAUUGGGCUAAGAUAUUGAUGAAGAUUACUGAUCUCCGAACUAUCAGUGCCCGCCAUGCUGAGAGAAUCAUGUGCAUCAAACUAGACAGUCCUGAAGAUAUUCCACCACUUUUUAUGGAAAUGUUUGAUGACUGCAAUGCAUGAGUUUAGCAGAAUAUACUAAAAAAAACUAUGAAAUACAGUACCAAAGAUAAAAAUGAUGUCAUUUAUUUUGCAGUAAAACUGAUAUCAUCAACCAUAAUUACCUUACAUCAGUGAUGAUGUCAUUGACUGCACCAAAAACUGAUGAUGUCAUCAAUAAUUGUACUAGGAACUGAUGAUGUCAUCAAUGAUUGUACCAGGAACUGAUGAUAUCAUUAAUGAUAACUACCUCAUAUCAGGAUGUCAUUCAGUAUAAAAAUACACAACUAUUUUUUGUGUAUAGCUACCUGGAAAGACUUGUAAAAAAUACUAAUGUCGUAUAGAAUAAUAUAUAUAUAAAUACUACUGUCAUUUUUGAGAAUACCUCGUAUUGGUACACAACAAACAAGGUGUCAUUGAUAUCCACCUACUACUGCCAAAUGACAGCUUUUGGGUUCUCAGGAAUAUAUUUACAAACCAAAAAGUUGUCUUUACAAAUCAAACUAAUUUACAAGUCAUUGAGUGGAAACCUGAUUGACUUAUUUAUUGCGUAGUUAGUGACGACUUUGACUAUUUUAAUCUUUACAAGUUAUUUUAUUGAUAGUAGAUCUACUUCUCAUUUUUCCAUUCUUUGGAGAGAGAGAGAGAGAGGGAGGGGAACUGAGGAAGGAACAACGUUUAAUUAUAUCGCAUUUCAAAUUUCAUGUCUUGGACUUCACAAAAUGAUGACAUACGCCAAUGUGUAGUGCCAGUUUACUAAUUGACCCAAACAGUUACAUCUGAACCAUCUACUCUUAUCCUUAGUGUAUACGGUGAUAUUCCACUUAUUCAAAAAUGAAGUUGUACUCUGAGAUCAUUCCUAAAGUUGUAUUAGGACUAACUGUGAUAUGAAAUAUUUAUUAAACAUAUGAUUUUCAGCACAUUCCAUCAAAUUAAUUUACUAAUGUUCUAACAUGCAGAUUCACAGACUCUUUUGAACAAGGGUGAAAUCCACAAACAUUAAUUCUCACAUAUUCAUAUCAUCAAAUAUUUCACAUGAUAAAUCCAAGGCUGCAAUAAAGCUUUUGAAAUGAUCUCAAGAGAACAAUUUAAGAACCGUAUUUUUAUUGUAAUUUUAUUAUUUAUCAGUAACCUAGAGAUAAUAGUGCUGUACGCUUCAAUGUCUGUCAUAACAUUAUCUUAGUUUCCCUCAAGCCUUGUCCUACACAAUAGUUGAACAGUUAAAUAAUGACAACCCAAAGUAUCUACAACUGGUGCCACACUUUGAUUACCAUGCCUCUAUAAAAACAUUAACUUACAUCAAUUGUUUUCAUUAUUAGUCCCCGUUCGGACGAAGUCCGAAAACGGGGACUUAUAAUUCGGUCUCCGUCCGUGCGUCCGUACAUAGAUCAUACAUGUUAGGAUACAUGUCCUGACCGUCCGUGAGUUCCCGAGUCUGUAUGUCCGUCUAUGCGUCAGUCUGUCCAGAGUCAUAUUUCAGAAUCCUGUUGACCGAUUCCCUUCAUUCUUUGCAUGUGUCUAGCACCUAAUGUGGGACAUAUGCACAUGCAGUGGUUUAGCGAUUUGAUUCAAAAUGGCCGACUGGCAGCCAUCUUGUUUUUGAAAAUGUUGUAUUUUGGACAUGCUUUGUCAGUUGUCAUUCAAACUUGGUACAUAGAUUAUACAUGUUAGGAUACAUGUCCAUGACGAUUUAUUUCGCAAUUGGAUCAAAAAUGGUCGACUGGCAGGCAUCUUGUUUUGUUUUUUUAUGCGGUAUCUUGGACGUGCUCUGUCAGUUUUCAUUCAAAUUUGGCACAUACAUGUACUUUAUACAUGUUAGGAUGCAUGUCCAUGACAAUUUGUUUCAAAAUCUUGUCAAAGCUGGCCGAUUGACAGCCAUCUGACUAUUUGGCCUUACUACUAUAUUUCCACAAUUUAUGUACCAUUUUCAUUUGUAUUUGGCACAUACAUCAUACAUAUCAGUGUGUUUCAUAAUCAGAUCAAAGAUGGACGAAUAACGGAUGUUUUAAUUUUUGGCCAUAUUACUACUACACAGAACACGUGUUUUGAUGUAAAUAAACAAUCUGUUGUAUACGCCACUUGGAACUCAAGUUUCAAGAACACACUCGCGACAAGCCCUCCGCUUUUAUAUGACGAGCACAAAGAGAACUUUCAAACAUUUAACGGGGACUGUGUCAUUUUCAAUGACUUGUUUGUUCUGUAGAUGUUGUAUUCAAUGUAUAUUACGGAACAAAUUAUCACAAAUGAGACCCCUUCCUGUCUCAAGGUAGUUGACUACCAUUAAAACUUAUCACCAGAUUUCCACAUGAUGGAUUUACAUUUAAUGCUGUUGCUCACAAAUCCAGAUUAAAAAGUAUGGUCACCGAACCCUUUUUCACAUAAAAGAAAAUGUGUCCAACAUCCAUAAAAAUGAUAAUUUUGUUGCUAUGGUAAUGACCUUUAGUCACAUCUAAAUCUGUGUUUGGGUACAUAUCAUUUAUUAAAUGAGUACUUAUAGUUGUCACAUAUUAUUGAGAAGUUGUGAUAAAUACUAUUUACUUUUUAUGAAUAUGGUAUUACAUUAUAAUUCCGAAAAGGACCAAAAAUAUUUUGUUUAAAGAUAACAGAAGUUUUAAAUUUGGGUCUUGAGAGUUAUUGCAGUCAGUGAAUCAAAUGAUUUAGUGUAAUUGCGUUAGAUUCAACAUCUUGGUGUUGUAUUUACCUGUAAGAUAUCACAUAAGACUUUGUUUUUUUAACACAGUUUUUCAUUUUUGUUAAAUUCUAAACUAGACAAUUUUUGAUAAUACUUGAAAUGUUUAGUGUUCUUAACAAUGGAUCACACAAGAACUUCAACUAUUUCUUAUUAAAUGCAUGGAGUACCUUAUCUGUAUGACAUUUAUUUUGUACAAAACGAUUUUUAAUAAUAAUUUUGUUCGGCUACAUCUAUGCCUUGACAACAGAGUACAUACUUCAAAUCAAAAAAACUUGUAUUGAAAAGAGCACAUGUGAAAACAUUUUAAUAUAAUAUAGUGUAGUUUAUAGGUAGCAAGUUUUGUGUCCAAUUGGUACUUGACAUUUUAUCGACCAUUCCAAUAUUUUAAAAUAAUUGUCAAGUCCUAAUUUAUUUUCUGAAUAAUCUGGUUAGUAAGAGAAUAAGUCUAAUGUAACUGUGAAGACAUUAAUUAUACACUUAGUUUUAAUUUCACCAGUAAGUAAAUCCAUGUGAACGUUUUGACAAUAUUUUUACAACUUAAUAUUUUACUGUAAAACUGUUCAUUUCAAACAUCAUAAAUAGGAUCAAAAUACAGAAAUUAAAUAUCAGUAAAAAUGAAUGAUUUUAUUGUAGUAGACAUUUAGAUGCAGAUAGUAAUUUCAGUUUCUAGAUGUGUUAGGUGAGAUUUCUUUAAGACUGCAAAGUGAGACUUGUCUUUAAUUUUGUCACUUUAUGUAUUAGUAGUUUGAAAAAGAUGCAUGGGUAGGAAAAGGAGCAACUUAUGAACACAAACUCAGGAGGUGCUGAACUCAGGUUUUCUAUGAAUAUUGCAAUAUUUUAUUCAAUUCAUACAUUACAAUACUUAUUUUCAAUUUUUGCAAUUUGUGUUAUUUCUUACAUCAAUUUAUCGCCAUAUUUCUGAGUUGAUAUUUACUAAAUGUUUUUUUGUUUAUUUGUACACAAGUUAUUGUCUCAGAAAGACCAAAAUAUUGGUUAUUUGAAAUAUUGUAUUCAGUAUUUGUGUAGAUGAUAUAGUUUAUUUUUAUCAAAUUUAACAAGAUGCUGUUCUAAGUGAUUACUACUCUAGAUUAUCCAGCAAAAAGUAAUACGAUUGGUAGUUGGUUUUCAUGUGACCAGCAUGUGACCAAGUGAGAUCAUCACAUGGAUUAGCAUUUGUUAUGUUACCUGGUAUGUUAAACAUGUGCCAUAACAAAUAUUUUAUAGUGUUAAUUUACAGAAUAAUGAAAAAAUGAUUCAAAAAUGUGAUUUUGAGAGAAAAUUUUAACAGCUGUGUUAUGUGAAUGAUUGUGCUGAUUUAUGGUAUGCGAUGAAUUACAGAAUUUUGAGUUGAGGUCUGUGAUGCCAUGCUGGCCAUGUCAAUGUGAAUAUUAUACAUGUAUAAGUAAAAGAAAGUGUAUACAAA